CGUCACAAUUACGACUUGGAAACCUUAGUUCGGGAUCAGAGUAAAACAAAACCAAAAGAAAAAAAUGGGAGCAUCCUUUGCCAAGCUCAACUGCUGUGGGAAAAUACGCAAUAACAAAAUAGGCAUUGUUCCAAGUUCGAUCGAAAUAAUAAAAAGAAUCGAAACUCGAACAUCUCCAGAAAUAUUGCAGGAGUUACAGAGUGUUGGAAUUAUUUCUGUACGUUCAGGUGGUAUGAGCUUUAUUGUCGAGACAUUAACAGAAAAUGAGAUGAUAAAACCAAGGAGACUUCCAGCUAUCUCUGUAUCUAAAGUGUCACCAAGAAGACUCGCUGACAAAUCCAGGGCUAGUACGUCAAAAGAAAUCGGUAGUAUAUAUGAUAAUGCAGAUAAGGAACUUAUGGUCGAGAUUCGACGCAUGGAAACCUUGGCUGAUAAAGGAAAAAUGGCAAAAGAAUCGGAAAGAAGAAGGCAGGCAGCAAAAGAAAGAAGGGAUAAUCGAAAUAAAUAAAACUCAGAAAAAACGAAAAUAAAUUAAAGACAGGAAAUAGAGUAGAACUAGCUAUCUCUCAGACUAAAAGAGAAAAGAGAAGAAAACCUGCCAAACCUAUCGUUUCCAUAUAAACUUUACGAUACAAAAUAAUUUAAAAAAAAUUUAACGAAUAUUUUCCAAUG
This is a messenger RNA of Mytilus trossulus (common blue mussel), 672 nucleotides long. RefSeq lists its product as uncharacterized. Bases 65 to 508 code for a protein of 147 amino acids. The record is from RefSeq and is a predicted model, not a curated record. NCBI's taxonomy places the organism in Eukaryota, Metazoa, Mollusca, Bivalvia, Mytilida, Mytilidae. The transcript is spliced from 3 exons.